Messenger RNA from Erinaceus europaeus (western European hedgehog), 2538 nucleotides. It is a transcript of the gene FPGT, whose product is annotated as fucose-1-phosphate guanylyltransferase. Bases 88 to 1887 code for a protein of 599 amino acids. Gene Ontology annotation, molecular function: transferase activity, transferring phosphorus-containing groups. The transcript has 4 exons. The record is from RefSeq and is a predicted model, not a curated record. Lineage: Eukaryota; Metazoa; Chordata; Mammalia; Eulipotyphla; Erinaceidae.
CAGAGAUGGACUGCAGGCAACGCGCAUGCGUGCUGUGCUGCAUGACGGACACCAGCUGGUCUGGAGAACCCUGAGGGCGGUGCUGUUAUGGCUUCAGCAAGUACUUUUUCAGGCUUUUCUCUCGGAGAAGCCACCCAACGAAAGUUGCGGAAGUUUUCUGAGCUGAGAGGCAAACCUGUGACAGCUGAAGAAUUCUGGGACAUUGUUGCAAUAACAGCAGCUGAUGAAAAACAGGAACUUGCUUAUAAGCAGCAGUUGUCAGAAAAACUGAGAAAAAAGGAGUUACCUCUUGGAGUUCAAUAUCAUGUUUUUGUUGACCCUGCUGGAGCCAAAAUUGGAAAUGGAGGAUCAACACUUUCUGCCCUUCGAUGCUUGGAAAGGUUAUAUGGAGAUAGAUGGAGUUCUUUUACCGUACUAUUAAUUCACUCUGGUGGCUAUAGUCAACGUCUUCCAAAUGCUAGUGCCCUGGGGAAAAUUUUCACUGCUUUACCUUUCGGUAACCCCAUUUAUCAGAUGUUGGAACUGAAACUUGCAAUGUACAUUGAUUUUCCUUCACAUAUGAAUCCUGGGAUCCUGGUUACAUGUGCAGACGAUAUUGAACUUUAUACUGUUGGAGAAUCAGAGUUUAUCUGCUUUGACAAACCUGGCAUAACUGCUUUAGCUCAUCCUUCUGAUUUGACAGUAGGUACCACACAUGGAGUGUUUGUCUUAGAACCGCUUCAUUAUUUAGAAUGUAAAGACCUUGAAUAUAGGUGCUGCUAUCGUUUUCUUCACAAGCCCAGUAUUGAAAAGAUGCGUCAGUUUGAUGCUGUGUGUAGACCAGAAAAAUUAUCUCAACAGUACUAUGCUGGGGGUGACACUUCCUCUCUUAAAUUAGACUCUGAAUAUGUCUACACGGAUAGUCUGUUUUACAUGGAUUAUAAGUCAGCAAAAAAGUUACUUUCUUUUUAUGAAAAAAUAGGCACACUAAACUGUGAAAUAGAUGCCUAUGGAGAUUUUCUUCAGGCUUUGGGACCCGGAGCCACUAUGGAAUAUACCAGAAAUACAUCUAAUGUCACUAAAGAAGAGUCAGAGUUGAUAGACAUGAGACAGAAAAUAUUUCAUCUUCUCAAAGGAACACCACUAAAUGUUGUUGUUCUUAAUAACUCCAAAUUUUAUCACAUUGGAACAACCGAAGAGUAUUUAUUUCAUUUUACUUCUGAUAACAAUUUAAGAUUAGAACUUGGAUUACAAGAUAUCACUUUUAGCAUCUUUCCAGCAAAAACAGAAUGCCCUGGUAAAGCAUCAUGUGUCAUUCAAAGUAUACUGGAUUCAGGAUGUUUUGUGGAACCUGGUUCAGUUGUGGAAUAUUCCAGAUUAGGACCUGAUGUUUCUGUAGGGGAAAACUGCAUUAUUAGUGGUGUUUGUAUCCAAACAACAGCUGUACUGCCUGCGUAUUCUUUUGUGUGUUCCUUAAGCUUGAAGAUAAAUGGACACUUAAAAUAUUCGACUAUGGCAUUUGGCGUGCAAGACAACCUGAAAAAGAAUGUUCAAGCAUUGUCAGAUAUAAAGUUUCUUCAGUUCUUUGGAGUCUGUUUCCUGUCAUGCUUAGAUAUAUGGAAUCUGAAAGUUACAGAUAAACUGUUCUCUGGAAAUAAGACAUGUUUGAGUUUAUGGAAUGCUCGCAUCUUCCCAGUUUGUUGUUCUUUGAGUGAAUCAGUUACAACAUCCUUGAAGAUGUUAAAUGCUGUGAAGAACAAGUCAACAUUCAAACUGAACAACUAUAUGCUAUUGUCCAUGGAAGAAAUGCUUAUCUAUAAAGAUGUAGAAGACAUGCUAGCUUAUAGGGAUCUCAUUUUUCAAGAAGUUACUUUGACUGAGAAACAGGCUUUUCAAAAGACAUCUUAAAUUAGAAACAGGAUUGACAUGCCAAUGCCCAUGUCCAGUAGAGAAAUAAUUACAAAAGCCAGACCUCCCACCUUCUGCAAGUCAUAAAAAUCUUUGGUCCAUACUCCCAGAGGAAUAAAGAAUAGGGAAGUUUGUGGUGGUGGUGGAGCAAUUGGUUAAGUGCUCACAUUACAGUGUAUAACGACCCAGGUUCAAGCCCCUGGUCACCACCUGCAGGGGGAUAGCUUCACAGAUGUUGAAGCAAGAAUACAGGUAUCUGUCUCUUUUCCUUUCUAUCUCCCUCUCCCCUUUCAAUUUCUCUUUGUCUCUGUUCAAAAAAAGAAUAGGCAAAUUUCCAAUGUAGGGGAUGGGACAUGAAACAGGUGGUGGGAACUGUAUGGAAUUGGUCCCCUGUUAUCCUAAAUCUUAUUAAUCAUUAUUAAAUCACUAAAAAAAUAAAGACAUCUUAAAUAUUGUAUAUUUUUUUCCUUUUUGAUCCAUAUUGCCAAUGAGAAUAUUUAUAAACAUAUAGACUGAUUUAGGAGGUUGUGUCAUUGAAGUGAGGUAAUGAAUAAUGUAUUAAUGUGAGGUAGCCUAAGAUUAAUAACAUGUAAAGUCAUCUAUGCUGAAUUGGUUUCAAGGCUAUAUGUUCAUUAAAGGAAUUUAAAAUAA